Messenger RNA from Thermothielavioides terrestris NRRL 8126, 1596 nucleotides. RefSeq lists its product as uncharacterized. Gene Ontology annotation, cellular component: membrane. The record is from RefSeq and is a predicted model, not a curated record. The transcript has 2 exons. Lineage: Eukaryota; Fungi; Ascomycota; Sordariomycetes; Sordariales; Chaetomiaceae. Gene Ontology annotation, biological process: carbohydrate transport; transmembrane transport. Gene Ontology annotation, molecular function: carbohydrate:proton symporter activity. Bases 1 to 1596 code for a protein of 531 amino acids.
AUGACGAUCCUGGCGCUCAAGGAGGACAGGCCGACGCCAAAGGCCGUCUACAACUGGCGCGUCUAUGCCUGCGCCGCUGUCGCCUCCUUUGCCUCGUGCAUGAUCGGGUACGACUCCGCCUUCAUCGGCACCACGCUUGCCCUCCCGUCCUUCACCAACGAGUUCGACUUUGCCUCGUACGAUCCCGACGACCUCGCCCUGCUCCAGGCCAAUAUUGUCUCCGUGUACCAGGCAGGUGCCUUCUUCGGCAGCCUCUUUGCGUAUGCCACGAGCCACUUCCUCGGCAGACGCAAGUCUUUGUUCGUCUUUUCCGCCACCUUCAUCCUCGGCGCCGGCCUUAUGCUCGGUGCCAACGGGGAGAGGGGGCUGGGCCUCAUCCUGGCCGGUCGUGUCCUCGCCGGCCUCGGUGUGGGCGGCGCGUCCAACAUGGUGCCUAUCUACAUCUCCGAGCUCUCACCGCCGGCCGUCCGCGGUCGGCUCGUCGGCAUCUACGAGCUUGGUUGGCAGAUCGGCGGCCUAGUCGGGUUCUGGAUCAAUUACGGCGUCAACACCACCCUGGCCCCGACCCGGUCGCAAUGGCUUAUCCCGUUCGCCGUUCAGCUGAUCCCCGGGGGUCUUCUGUUCCUCGGCAUCUUCUGGAUCAAGGAGUCCCCGAGGUGGCUCUUUGCCAACGGCCGGCGAGAAGAGGCCAUGAGGGUUCUUUGCUGGAUCCGGAACCUCGAGCCCACCGACAGAUACAUCCUGGAGGAGGUCCAAUACAUCGAUCAAGACAUCGAGAGGUUCGAGCGGGAGGUCGGCAAGGGUUUCUGGAAGCCCUUCCUCGCGCUCAAGCAAGCCAAGGUGCGAUGGCGCUUCUUCCUCGGCGGCAUGCUCUUCCUGCUUCAGAACGGCAGCGGGAUCAACGCCAUCAACUACUACAGCCCUACCGUCUUCCGCAGCAUCGGUAUCACCGGCACGAACACGGGGUUCUUGACGACGGGCCUCUUCGGUGUUGUCAAGACUGUUUUGACCUUCUUUUGGCUUCUCUGGCUGGUGGACCGUGUGGGACGUCGCCGGAUGCUCUUCGUCGGCGCCGCGGGCGGCUCGCUGUGCAUGUGGUUCAUCGGCGCCUACAUCAAGAUUGCCGACCCUUCGUCGAAGCCGAGCGGAAGCAUGUCCGGGGCCGGCGUCGCCGCCAUCUUCUUCUUCUAUCUCUGGACCGCGUUCUACACCCCGUCCUGGAACGGGACGCCGUGGGUGGUCAACGCGGAGAUGUUCGACCAGAACACGCGCUCGCUGGGCCAGGCGUCUGCCUCGGCCAACAACUGGUUCUGGAACUUCAUCAUCUCGCGCUUCACGCCGCAGAUGUUCCUCAAGAUGAAGUACGGCGUCUACUUCUUCUUCGCGUCCCUGAUGCUCCUCUCCAUCGUCUUUGUCUACUUCUGGGUCCCGGAGACCAAGUCGAUCCCGCUCGAGUCCAUGGACCGCCUGUUCGAGAUCAAGCCGGUGGCGAAGGCAAACAGCAUCCUCAUGGAGGAGCUCGUGCUCCAGGAUGCCGGCGCAGACGAGGACGAGAAGGCGAAACAUAGCCACUUGGAAAGGCCGGAGAGCGCGUAG